GUUAACUCAAAGUAAAACACUAUUGGCAAGAAUAGCUUUCCGACUACUGCAUUUCUUCUAAAAAGUGCCUACCCUCAAAAAUUCAAAACACAACCACCCUCAAAAAGUGCCCCCUUGAAAAAGUGCCCCCUCAAAGCAGUCAAAACUUAAAAGCGCCAAGGGCUUUAAUGAAUGGUGAAAUUCACGCUCUUGUGCUUGACUCUAUAGUAUACACCAAUUCAACUUAUGGAAAUUUCUCCAAACUUCAUUGUCCGAAUUUUUUAAGCUCAAAUUUGGUUUUAUCACCAUAGUUUUAGGCCGCAUGAAAUUCUUUAAAUUUUUUGUGCUUGUAUUUUCGAUUUUACGGAGAAAUGAAGUAUGAAAACUUUUGAGGGAUUUGACCGCAACAAUCGUUCCAGGUGAACCUUUAUCUCCUCAGGCACCAACCACGGUCAAAUCCAUAGAAAUAAGGUCAAAAUUAUUUUCUUUAUGUCGUCAUAAAAUCAAAAUAGGAUGCAAUAACAAAAAAGAAAACCGCUAAGAAGUUCUUGCUCUCAAUCCGUUUCAAACGGAGGCUGUAUUUUGAAUUGGUAUCUUUUCAAUGGCUUAUGUAUUGUAAAAACGACAAUGGCCAACUAGACCAAACAAUGAGGUAAAAAUUUUACCUCAUUGGGACCAAAAGAGUACUUGCUUUCAUGCUCCAACGAGUAUGUAUGCAAGUAGGAGAAGCGAGGCGUCAAAAUUCAUUGAUCUUGGUGAAUAAUCUACCUGAAGUUUUAAACGAGCAGACCAGUAUGUCGAAUAGGGAUGAUGUUAGCAAUACAAACCAAGAGGGGCCUCCCGAUGAAGGAUUUGCAGUAGAUUCCAAUAGCCAAACCGAAGCAAUUAUAGAAUACACCGAAGUAUCGGCUAGUGCAAGUGUGACUGAAAAUACAAGCGAAAAAUUGACUGAUGAAUAUGGAGAGCAAAGCGCCACAACUAGCGACCAGAACAUUCAAUCGUUUUCUACGGCUGUUGAAUCCGGGCAAGACGAAGAACAAAGUAAUUUGACAACUUCCGAGAAAAAUACCCAAGAAUCAUCAAAAGUAAAUGAUCCCGGCGAGAGAGAUAUCGAGGUUUCAGAUGAGACGGCAUUACUUUACGAAAAAGAUGAAGAAAAAGUAGUAGAAAAAUUAGAAGAAGAGGCGAAAAGCGUGGAAUUAACAACAGUAUUCGAAACAUUUUGGAAUAUCUGUAACACCAUCCAAGGACUUCCUAUAUUAGCGAUCCCAUACACAUUUAAGAUUGGGGGCUGGUGGUCGCUAGCAACGUUGUUAGUAAUAGCAAUUACUUCGAACUAUACCAGUAAUAUUAUUGUCAAAAGUUUGUACGAGGAGAAAGAUGGUGUGAAAAUUCGAGUUCGCAGUAGCUACAUGGAAAUAGGAGAGGCAUUUUGGCCAGGCGGUGGUAAAUGGCUAGUAUUAAUGGUGAUGGUGAUCGAGCUGUUGUUUGUGGCUACACUUUACCCUGUGCUUGUUGGUGCAAUGUUUGCUAAGUCAUUCCCUGGAGUCAAGUUGCCGCUGUUUGCAUGGACAUUGAUAGGUGGCCUGGCCUUGCUGCCAAACACUUUACUCAAGAACUUGUCGCAAGUUGCUUGGACAAGUAUCAUUACUGUGCUCAGUGCUAAAAUUAUCUUCAUCAGUAUCAUUGGCUUUAGUGUAUCGAAAUAUAAGAAAUGGGAAGUCAACAACCUUGACAACUUUGAGGCAAAUGCUUUUCCGGCUGCAGUGGCAAUCCUAGUCUCUUGCUAUCUUGCACAGCCCUUCGUUGCUUUUAUCGAGAGUACAAUGAAAAGACCCGAAAAAUUUGAAAAAACUUUGAACUGGUCGUUUGUUGCCAUGACUGCACUUAAUGUCAUCAUUGGUAUUGUAGCAGGGGUGACUUUUUACCCCGAUACAGACGAAGUAAUAACAAAUAAUCUACCAGAAGGUUUCUUUCGCCAAAUAGUAAACGCCAUGGCGGCAAUAUUAGCGUUUACAUCGUAUACACUGCCUGUUUUCACCGCGUUUGACGUCAUAGAGACUUCACGAAGUAGCUGUUUGGCAAAAAACUUUGGAGAGAACAUUUAUUCGUGUAAGGUUCAAAUCUUGAGACUGGCCAUGGUGCUUUUCACAAUUCUAAUGGCAGCUUCGAUACCACAUUAUACAUUUUUGCUAGCUUUCGUCGGAAGCGUAACAGGAAUAACACUUGAAUUCAUUUUUCCUGCCUUAUUUCACAUGAAAAUAUAUUGUACAAAGUUAAGAUGGUACGAGUUUGCAAUGGACAUUUUGGUAGUUUUCGUUGGGACAAUGGUAAUGACUAUAUCGAUAAUAGUGUCAUGGGUAUCGAUGUAUAAGUGUUUUGCAACACAUAUCUGCUAGAUUGUUCAAUUUAUUUUGCUCGAAAGAAACUGCGCCAGCUUUCAACCAUUGGCACUCAGGGCCGUCGCUAAGCACUUUCACUUAGGGGGGUGCCAGUCACCAAUUUGCCAACAAAAUAGGGCGUGGCCUAAGAUUUUUCAAUGUGGGGGUAUGGCGUUUCGACGCAAUUGAUUUUUUUAUCAAAGAGGAUGUUCUCGUUAGUCAAUCAUCGCUUCAAUUUUCGAGUGAUUGUGGGUACUUAGGUUUUAUAAGGCCUUCUUGAAACAAAACAGAAAGACGAGGUCCCCCUGCAAGCGGAGCGAGGAGAAAAUUUUUGCGACCACGCCCUUUAGAUUGUCUUAAAAUGCAUUUCAGAAUAUUUCUUGCAGUCAUUUCUUGCAAUCGUUUAGAACUUUUAACUAUUUUUAGGCAUACCUACGUUUCAUUGAUUUCAUUCUUAAAAUGGAGUUCAUUACUACUUGUGGCCCCCUCGACCUCAAGGCCCUGAGGCACUUUGACCCCUUUCCCUGCUUACAGUGGCUUCCAGUACCUCGAGGAUCAACGUUCAGAGUUUUUCAAUAAACUUUGACCCUUCCAUAAACCGCAGUUCACAUCCUCAUCUUAUCCCAACUGUUCGCUAAAGCUAUUGCUUUGGGAACUUUGAAAGCAAAACCCGACAAAACUCUACUUUUAGAGAAUUUGCCGACAAGAAUUUUCUAGGGGGGUGCUGCUUCCCCCACACGCUCCCCCCGGUCUAGCGACGGCCCUGUUGGCACUGGGCAUUCAAGUUCUGUCCUCAUAAGUCCUGUCGUUCCUUGGUGUGCCCAUUGCCUUACAUCCUUUGUUCCAAAAUAACACAUUAGAUAAGAAACUAAUGGACAGUAUUCAUAUCAAAGUAUUUUUAGAAAACAGGCCUUCCCUUUUCUCAUUCGUAUUGAUCGAAUUUGGAAGCGAGACCACUUUCUUGUUGGUGAAAGUGGAGACUCGAAAGAUGUGUGCAGAACUUUGUCUUGCUUAAUAAUGAAAUUUGUGACUCGCUAUUGACAAGAUUGCGGGCAGUAGUUUAACUGCUUUUCCAUGGGCUGAAUUCUGCGUUAUAAUGGAUAAUAAAUUAAAGAUAAUACUGAAAUUUUUCAUAUAUUAAUGUAUCUUAAUAAAUAUUCAUGAAUGUCUUAAAAUUUAA
This is a messenger RNA of Rhopilema esculentum, 3540 nucleotides long. RefSeq names its product vesicular inhibitory amino acid transporter. The record is from RefSeq and is a predicted model, not a curated record. Gene Ontology annotation, biological process: amino acid transmembrane transport. Gene Ontology annotation, molecular function: L-amino acid transmembrane transporter activity. Gene Ontology annotation, cellular component: vacuolar membrane. NCBI's taxonomy places the organism in Eukaryota, Metazoa, Cnidaria, Scyphozoa, Rhizostomeae, Rhizostomatidae.